Staurois parvus is the source of this 301-nucleotide messenger RNA. Lineage: Eukaryota; Metazoa; Chordata; Amphibia; Anura; Ranidae. The record is from the annotation of a GenBank genome assembly.
UUAACCUCUUCACGGCGGCCGCACACAAAUGUGCGACCUCCCGGCGUCUGGGCCUAGACGCCGAGCGGCCGCACAUUUGUGUUCUAUUAAAAAAGGACAUAUGUGCCGAGAGCGCGCGUCCUGCGCGCUCCCAGCACACAUGUCCGGUACUCACGAAACGGUCCCGAUCUCCUAUUUCGAUCGGGACCUUCCCCGAUCAUGUGACCGCCGUGACGGCGCGUCACAUGACCCUAAACCCCGCCCCGCCUCCCAGCAUCUGGAACCCUUAAAGGGCCGGGAGGCGCCGGCGUGAAGGGGUUAA